Jaculus jaculus (lesser Egyptian jerboa) is the source of this 2438-nucleotide messenger RNA. RefSeq names its product cartilage oligomeric matrix protein (gene Comp). The transcript is spliced from 19 exons. Lineage: Eukaryota; Metazoa; Chordata; Mammalia; Rodentia; Dipodidae. Gene Ontology annotation, cellular component: extracellular region. The record is from RefSeq and is a predicted model, not a curated record. The coding region runs from base 36 to 2303 and encodes 755 amino acids. Gene Ontology annotation, biological process: cell adhesion. Gene Ontology annotation, molecular function: calcium ion binding.
AGCGACAGAGGGAACAGCCAGCGCCUGCCAUCGCCAUGGGCCCCGCCGCCUGCGUUCUCCUACUGUCCCUGGCCGCACUGCGCGCGUCGGGCCAGGGCCAGAACCCACUGGGCGGAGACUUGGCUCCGCAGAUGCUGCGGGAGCUUCAGGAGACUAACGCCGCGCUGCAGGACGUGCGAGAGCUGCUGCGGCAGCAGGUGAAGGAGAUCACGUUCCUGAAGAACACGGUGAUGGAGUGUGACGCGUGCGGGAUGCAGCCCGCACGCACCCCCGGCCUGAGUGUGCGGCCGCUGCCCCGAUGCACGUCCGGCUUCUGCUUCCCCGGCGUGGUCUGCACCGAGACGGCGGGCGGCGCGCGCUGCGGCUCCUGCCCCGCGGGCUUCACUGGCAACGGCUCGCACUGUACCGACGUUAAUGAGUGCACCGCGCACCCCUGCUUCCCACGUGUGCGCUGCGUCAACACCAGCCCGGGCUUCCGCUGCGAGGCCUGCCCGCCGGGGUACAGCGGCCCCUCCCACGAGGGCGUGGGGCUGGCCUUCGCUAAGGCCAACAAGCAGGUAUGCACGGACAUUAACGAGUGUGAAACAGGGCAGCAUAACUGCGUCGCCAACUCUGUCUGCACCAACACCCGGGGCUCCUUCCAGUGUGGCCCCUGUCAGCCGGGCUUCGUGGGCGACCAGACGUCUGGUUGCCAGCGGCGCGCACAGCGCUUCUGCCCCGACGGCUCGCCCAGUCAGUGCCACGAAAAGGCAGACUGUGUCCUGGAGCGCGACGGCUCUCGGUCGUGUGUGUGCGCCGUUGGCUGGGCUGGCAACGGGCUCCUCUGUGGCCGCGACACCGACCUAGACGGUUUCCCCGACGAGAAACUGCGUUGCACGGAGCGCCAGUGCCGGAAGGACAACUGCGUGACGGUGCCCAACUCAGGGCAGGAGGACGUGGACCGUGAUGGCAUCGGUGACGCUUGCGACCCUGAUGCGGAUGGCGACGGGGUCCCCAAUGAGCAGGACAACUGCCCUCUGGUGCGAAACCCAGACCAGCGGAACUCGGACAAUGACAAGUGGGGCGAUGCCUGCGACAACUGCAGGUCCCAGAAGAAUGAUGACCAAAAGGACACCGACCAGGAUGGCCGGGGUGACGCCUGUGAUGACGACAUUGAUGGCGACCGGAUCCGCAAUGUGGCAGACAACUGUCCCCGGGUGCCUAACUCUGAUCAGAAGGAUGGUGAUGGCGAUGGUGUGGGGGAUGCUUGUGAUAACUGUCCCCAUAAGGACAACCCAGACCAGAGGGAUGUGGACCAUGACUUUGUAGGAGAUGCUUGUGACAGUGACCAAGACCAGGAUGGGGACGGGCACCAGGACUCUCGGGACAACUGCCCCACAGUGCCCAACAGUGCCCAGCAGGAUUCAGACCAUGAUGGGCAGGGUGAUGCCUGUGAUGAUGAUGACGACAAUGAUAGAGUCCCUGAUAGUCGAGACAAUUGCCGUCUGGUGCCUAACCCUGGCCAGGAGGACUCGGACAGGGACGGCGUGGGUGACGCGUGCCAGGGCGACUUCGAUGCUGAUAAGGUUGUAGACAAGAUCGACGUGUGUCCAGAGAAUGCUGAGGUCACCCUCACUGACUUCCGGGCCUUCCAGACCGUAGUGUUGGACCCGGAAGGCGAUGCUCAGAUUGAUCCCAACUGGGUGGUGCUCAACCAGGGGAUGGAGAUCGUACAGACAAUGAACAGCGACCCUGGCCUGGCUGUGGGUUACACAGCCUUCAAUGGUGUGGACUUCGAGGGCACGUUCCAUGUGAACACGGCCACUGAUGACGACUAUGCAGGCUUCAUCUUCGGCUACCAAGACAGCUCGAGUUUCUAUGUGGUGAUGUGGAAGCAGAUGGAGCAGACAUACUGGCAGGCCAACCCCUUCCGUGCUGUGGCUGAGCCUGGCAUCCAGCUCAAGGCUGUGAAGUCUUCCACGGGUCCCGGGGAGCAGCUACGAAAUGCACUGUGGCAUACGGGGGACACAGCAUCACAGGUGCGGCUGCUAUGGAAGGAUCCCCGCAAUGUGGGUUGGAAGGACAAGACAUCUUACCGUUGGUUCCUCCAGCACCGGCCUCAAGUGGGCUACAUCAGGGUGCGAUUCUAUGAGGGUCCUGAGCUGGUGGCUGACAGCAAUGUGGUUCUGGACACCACCAUGCGUGGUGGCCGGCUGGGUGUCUUCUGCUUCUCCCAGGAGAAUAUCAUCUGGGCCAACCUCCGAUACCGCUGCAAUGACACCAUCCCUGAGGACUAUGAGACCCACAGACUUCGGAGUGCCUAGGGACUGGAGUGGAGACUCUCUGCCUGAUGGAGGAUGGCUGCUUUACACCAUGGGUGGUUUGGAGCCUGGCAUUGGCCUGGAUGGCCAGCUGAGGGUGGGGUGGGUCAGAGAGGCUAAUAAAGUAUUGUGCGGGGA